This is a messenger RNA of Ilex paraguariensis (yerba mate), 591 nucleotides long. The record is from the annotation of a GenBank genome assembly. NCBI's taxonomy places the organism in Eukaryota, Viridiplantae, Streptophyta, Magnoliopsida, Aquifoliales, Aquifoliaceae.
AUGGAAGGCAGUCUAGCUAAUGAGCUCUACUCGGACACCUUGCAGCUAUCAAAACUUGGCUUGGGUCCAAUUUCUACUGCCAGCAGCAAGCAGAGUGAGUCACAUGUUUCUCCUAAUAUUCCUCCUCCAUCCACUGUCUUAGAUCCUCUCAAUGCUACCGAGAUUGGAUAUCGUGAUGGUCUCAUGAUGGGGAAAGAAGCAUCUGCACAAGAGGGGUUUAAUAUUGGCUUCAAGGAAUCCAUGUCUGUUGGGUCCAACUGGGGUUUUGUUAGAGGUGUUACUAGUGCUCUAGCUUGCCUUCUGGAUGGAUUGAGAGAAAGGUUGGUUGGAACACAGGAAAAGAGAAACAAGUUCCUAUGCUUGUAUGAAUCCGUGCAUUCUCUUUCAACGACAAGUACACUGAAAUUGUUCAAUGAUGAGCUGACAAACAAAUCAGUUGAACACACUCAUAAUGCGGAGUCCAGUUCCCGCACAGCUGAUCUGCAUGAUCAGAGGUCGGAUGGCAUUCUUUUGGAAAAUUACUACAAAGAGCUUCAGUCGCUUAUUCUUGAAUCUCCUGCACUCAAAAUGGAUUCAGAGAUACACCAGUAG